Messenger RNA from Condylura cristata (star-nosed mole), 919 nucleotides. It is a transcript of the gene TNFAIP6, whose product is annotated as tumor necrosis factor, alpha-induced protein 6. Gene Ontology annotation, biological process: negative regulation of inflammatory response; cell adhesion. The transcript has 6 exons. The record is from RefSeq and is a predicted model, not a curated record. Lineage: Eukaryota; Metazoa; Chordata; Mammalia; Eulipotyphla; Talpidae. The coding region runs from base 78 to 911 and encodes 277 amino acids. Gene Ontology annotation, molecular function: hyaluronic acid binding.
AGUCACAUUUCGGUUGCUGCUCUGAGAAUUUGUACUGAGCAGCCUCUAACAGCCUGGUACUCCUUUACAAUUGAGAAAUGAUCAUCUUACUUUACUUAUUUGUCUUGCUGUUGAAAGAGGCUCAUGGAUGGGGAAUCAAGGAUGGAAUUUUUCAUAACUCCAUAUGGCUUGAACGAGCAGCGGGCGUUUACCACAGAGAAGCACGGUCUGGCAAAUACAAACUCACCUAUGCAGAAGCAAAGGCGGUGUGUCAAUAUGAAGGUGGCCGACUUGCCACCUAUAAGCAACUAGAGGCAGCUAGAAAAAUAGGAUUUCAUGUUUGUGCUGCUGGGUGGAUGGCCAAGGGCAGAGUUGGAUAUCCCAUUGUGAAGCCAGGGCCAAAUUGUGGAUUCGGAAAAACUGGCGUUAUUGAUUAUGGAGUCCGUCUCAAUAGGAGUGAGAGAUGGGAUGCCUAUUGCUACAACCCACAUGCAAAGGAAUGUGGUGGUGUAUUCACUGAGCCAAAGAGAUUGUUUAAAUCUCCAGGCUUCCCGAAGGAGUAUGAUGAUAACCAAGUUUGCUACUGGCACAUUAGACUCAAGUAUGGUCAGCGCAUUCAUCUGAGUUUUUUGGAAUUUGACCUUGAAGAUGACCCAGCUUGUUUUGCAGAUUAUGUUGAAAUAUAUGACAGUUAUGAUGACGUCCAUGGCUUUGUGGGAAGAUAUUGUGGAGAUGAACUUCCAGAAGACAUCAUUAGCACAGGAAAUGUCAUGACCUUGAAGUUUCUGAGUGACGCUUCAGUGACAGCAGGAGGUUUCCUAAUCAAAUACGUUGCAGUGGAUCCUCUAGGCAAAUCCAGUCAAGGAAAAAGUACAAAUUCUACUUCUACUGGAAGUAAAAACUUUUUAGCAGGAAGAUUUAGUCAUUUAUAAAAAAAAAA